Messenger RNA from Rhipicephalus microplus (southern cattle tick), 1893 nucleotides. Its product is annotated as clotting factor G beta subunit. The record is from RefSeq and is a predicted model, not a curated record. Lineage: Eukaryota; Metazoa; Arthropoda; Arachnida; Ixodida; Ixodidae. Gene Ontology annotation, biological process: proteolysis. Gene Ontology annotation, molecular function: serine-type endopeptidase activity.
AAAUGGUGAGGGCGUCCAUGCAGACGAUCUGUUGCCGCUCUGUUGUGCAAGGCCGCGCUCGCCUGCGGCCACGGAGUCGCGCCAAGCGUACGUGGUAGCAGCGGCUCGACGGGAAACCGUGAACUGUGGUGGUGGUUGCGCAGUCGUGGGCAGGCCGCACCUCUGUGUGUGUGUCCGGAACUGGAUAAACGGCAAGAGGAAACGGUGGAAACGUAAUGCAUAGUGUGGCCUGGAGGAUGCGGUGGCAGCCCUUUCUCACUCUUUUGCUCAUCUUUUUCCUCUCUUUCUUCUUCCUGCACGAAGAGGUGGAAGCCGCCAGAGGGAACAGGGGUAGUGCGUGCCGGGCAAGACACCCAACGCGUAACUUCGAGCUGACUGACGGUCGAUGCAUGCCAGUGCACGAGUGCCUGCAGUCUUUGAGGGACGUGGGCAGACUCAAGUUCCCAAUCUUCUGCGGUGUCGACAUCCUGCUGCCCAUCGUGUGCUGUCCCACCUGGCCGCGUCCGUCCACGCCCCCGACGACAGCGAGCCCAGUGACACCACCACCGGCGAUGCCAAUGCCAACACCAGACUCAUCCGCGAAAUUUGUCGACGGACCACCACAAGAACCUUUACAAAGCCCACCAGCAGACAGCCCACCAGCUGUCCCUGUCGUGUAUUCCGAAUCAGAUGAACCGGCGGCUGAGUGCGAGACGCCCACUGGUCAGCCGGGUGCGUGCCUGCCGCUGGAAAGCUGUGUGCCGCUGCGCGAACAAGUUCGCCGCAAGGAAUUCCCGCCACUCUGCGAUCUGCGAGGCACAACGCCGUACGCCUGCUGUCCCGCGAGACUGUUCCGCCAAGGCUCGCAUCACAUCCACGACGUGGAGACGACUACUGCACAGCCUGAGGACGAUAUGCCGACGGCGGCUCUGAACAGGGCCGUUCGCAUGACGCAGAUCGUGCUCGAGAACAAUCAUUUGUGGAAGGACCCCGAAGUUGUUUCUUGGUCAGCAAAGGAGGACCGUACCCACCGUUUGGGAGGCCGCUCCGUAAACCUCGGAAAGUACCCUUUUGCCGUGGCCAUAUAUCGAAAUGAGGUGAACAUUCUCAACUACUGGUGCGGCGGUACGCUCAUCACAUCCCGAGUUGUCCUGUCUGCGGCUCAUUGUUUCGCCUAUUCACUGAAUGGCACCAAGUACAUCGCCCGAAUCGGCGGCGUGAACAUCUCGGACACGAGCAACUCCACGUUCGUGCAGAGGAACGUUGCCUCGGUGAUCGUGCACCCGGAAUACAAUGACAGGCGUCACUACAACGACGUCGCUCUGUUGCUGCUGGAUGUGCAAGCGCGACUGAGAGGCGUGUCACAGCCGUUCGCCUGCUUGCCGGAUGCAGAUUCUGCCCCAGUUGUGCACGGAAUCGCCACCGUGCUGGGCUGGGGACACAACUCCUUCGGUGGCACCCUGCAGACCGUACUUCAGGAAGCGCAGGUUCCUCUUGUGGAGAACGCCGCGUGCGACCGAGCGUAUAAAUCGCUUGGUAGCUACGAUCGCGAGUUUCCGCAGGGCGUCAACGAGCAAUUUGUCUGCGCCGGAAACAUUACAGAUGGUGGUGUCGAUGCUUGUCAGCAAGACUCAGGUGGCCCGUUGGUCGUGAGUGUGGAACGUGGAAGACAAACCUACUACGAACUGGUCGGCGUCGUGUCCUUCGGUGUUGGCUGCGGCUCGGCUGCCUUCCCAGGGGUGUACGCCAGCGUGUCACAUUUCAUGCAGUGGAUUCUCAACGCCACGGCCAGUAUCGUUCCUGAAGACGCGUACGCGGGUACAAAUUUCGUCUGACUGAUGUCAACGGCGAGUCUCAACAAAUCGAACAUUUAUCCUGUGCUGGACGCUGAAUAAAUCACCCACAAGUGUCACA